This is a messenger RNA of Hyalella azteca, 4655 nucleotides long. RefSeq lists its product as uncharacterized. Gene Ontology annotation, biological process: proteasome-mediated ubiquitin-dependent protein catabolic process; protein polyubiquitination. The coding region runs from base 139 to 2547 and encodes 802 amino acids. The record is from RefSeq and is a predicted model, not a curated record. Gene Ontology annotation, molecular function: protein binding; zinc ion binding; ubiquitin protein ligase activity. Lineage: Eukaryota; Metazoa; Arthropoda; Malacostraca; Amphipoda; Hyalellidae. The transcript is spliced from 13 exons.
UUUAAUUUUUUUAGGCGAAACCAAUAAUUCCAAUCUUGCACAUAGAGGGCGACACAACUUUAACAUUAACUAAUACUAGGCAGUGAAUGCAAAUGGGGCAAUGACUUGAUUCAUACAAACAAAAUCCAAGAAAUUUCGAUGGAGUCAAGACGAGAAGGAUCGAAUAAUCCUUCAGCCUAUAGUGAUGACACCGCAGGGCUGCAGGGCGACGUUUCACGACACGCUGCUAUGGACCUCCCCCAGCAGCAGCAAGCCAAGCUCCUGGAAGAACAGGAAGAGAGAGAGUUAUGGUGCGCCAUCUGCCUGUCAGUUCUGCGCCAGCCUCGCCAGCUGCCGUGCAAACACGCCUUCUGCCUUCACUGCCUCGAGAAGAUGCUGCCUAAACGAGGGGCUGUGGUGCGAUGCCCCAGUUGCCGGAGGUGUGCCGCCGUACCGAGCGAGGGACCCUGCGGGCUUGCGGUUGACCCCGCCCUGCUGGCCCGCGUCGCUGAGGUCAGGGAGAGGAGGCGGCAGAAGGCGAGGCAGAAGAAAAGCAAGACGUGCAGCAGCUGCGCAGAGGUGCAGCUGUGCCUGCAGUGUCCGCACUGCGGUGCACAGCUCUGCCGCGGCUGCACAGCAAGGCAUUCCGAAGCACUGCAGCAGCAAGUUCGCAGCAUCACUAAAACGCUGGAAAAAUUCAAGAUGAAACUGCAGCAAGAGAAUCAGGGUGACAGGACGAGGGGUCGCGUCAAGGGUCACCAGUCGCUGGCAGGAGACGAAGAGGAGAUGCGGAGGUGCCGUGGCACGAAGAGGGUUCUUAUGACCCUCAAGCGAGCCCUCGCCUCCUCCAAGACUAUGGCUGAAGAACCUCCUGCUAACCUCCCUGCUUAUGACGUUCCAGCCGGCAUGUCUGCAGGGUUUAAGCAGCUACACAGCCUGAAUCUUCAGCUGAUGUUCCUCUUGAAGCUGACGAGUACGUUGGAGUCUCACCUCAUGAGCUGCAACGUCGUGGAUAUACAGCGAACUAAGGCCAGACAAAGCGCAGGCCUUGAAAUUGACGAUAAGGCUGAUGAAAAUAUGAGGGUGAGGGAAGAGUUUCUGAUUGAUCUAAGAUCUGAUGAACAUCGCUCUGAAGACAGUCGAAGAUCCCUACAGCGUGACCAUAAGUCGUUAAUAUCAGGAUUCCAAAACUUGCGCUUGGAAAAUGAGCCAGUUUUUGAAAGAAGUAGUCGAUCUACUCCUCGCUAUAACGAUAAUAUAAACAAAAGGAAAUCACGCAACAGAGCAAGGCAUGUCAGUUAUAGCCUUACACGUUUCUCUCAAGAUAGUGAGUUGGCCAGUCCUCUCCGUUCGCAUGAUGGCUUACGGACUUACGGGAAUCGGGCGAACAGCGACGAACUGCAACGAUCGAGAUCUUAUUCGAGGUGUGGAAGUCCGAGUGAAUCUUCAAGAUCCCGUUCCCGGACAAGAGAGGAAAAUUCCGGAAUUUUUUCGGGUGAUGAAGAUGAUGACAAAUCUUUUGCUUCAAGCCAUCAAAUAUCAAGCGAGCAGAGUCUGGGAUGUAAACUAGGAAUAAAUCUACCGUUUUCAACCGUCGCCAUCUCUGACCCCCUACAGAUGCUCGAAGACCAAAGUCUCUUGUACAGAUGUAAAUCGUCGCGCAGCCUGCAGCGACUGAAGCAUCGCAGUCUCAUCCGUCGUCCCACGGACGUCUCGUGGUGCCCCUGGAACAACACCGUCUACAUCACAGUGUCCCAGAUCGCCAAAGUGGUGAUGGUGAGUUGCGCUAGCGCCGGGCUGGGGUCCACUCUCCUCGGCGUCCACGGCUAUGAUCCUGGCCCACAGGAGGACCGCAUCCCAACGCUGCUGACGGAGGGGCGCGAGAGCCGCCCCCGUGCCUGGGGGGAACGUGGGGACGAGCCUGGACACUUGCUCUUCCCCAGCGCGAUCGCCUGCAGCCCUCUUGUCAAGGAGCUUUAUGUGCUAGAUAAACGGCGGUGCCGCGUGGUUGUGUUCUCCCUACAAGGCCACUUCCUACGGGAGUUCGGGUCUCGCGGGCACGGCUCGAACUCCUUCAGCAGCGCCGAGGCUCUCGCCGCGGACCACGCAGGCCUCCUCUAUAUCGCUGACACCUGCAACGACAGAAUACUGGUCCUGGACAGACAUGGCGCUGCGGUGCGCCAGAUUGGCAGCGCUGAGCUCCGCAUGCCCGCUGGUGUGGCCGUGAGCGGCAACAAACUCCUUGUCGCCGACACCGCCAACCACAAGUGUCGGGUUUACCACAGAACGUCGGGCAAGCUCUUGGCAACACUUGGCGGCCGCGGCAGCAACCAAGCGCAGCUCGAGUCUCCCGAAUGCGUCGCCGUUGACGCAUGCGGAUUCUUCUUGGUUGGCGACACUGGCAACAACAGAAUUCAGGUCUUCCGACCUAAUGGCAACUUCGUCAGGUAUCUUGGGUGCCGCAACGGCAAGGCUGGCGAGCUGAGCAUGGUGACGGGGCUUGCUGUGACGCCGUCACUGGAGGUGCUGGCAGUCGACUGCUGUCAGCACCUGGUGCUGGUCUACUGACCUGCUGCUGGUCUACUGACCUGCUGCUGGUCUACUGACCUGCUGCUGGUCUACUGACCUGCUUCUGGUCUACCGACCUGCUGCUGGUCUACUGACCUGCUUCUAGCCUACCGACCUGCCCCCUACAUCGUUGUAGCCGUAUUUGUACUUUCUUCUAAUCUCUUAACGUGAAAUGUUUAAAUCAGGCCAGUAAGUUGAUUAAUUAUUCAUAUUUUGGUUAUUGUGCAUCGAGUUCUCCAAUUUGCGUGUAAUUCGUGAGCUCGGAUGACGUUCUGAUGAAAGGGAGUAAGGAAAAUAUUGAAAAUAAUAUAGUUGUUUGUGAACACAUAAUUGCUCACUGUAAGUUAAUCAUUGAUCAAAACUUAUCCGUUUGCCGAAUUCCGGUAAAGGCACAAUUAAUUAUUGUGCAAGAAAAAAUUUGUUUGUAAUUCAGAUGACCAUUUUUUGUACCAUUUAAUUCUGAAAAGCAAUAACAAUAAUUGAAAUGGGUGGAAUUUUUUAGGUUACAUUUUCUUUUCUUAGUAGAAUUCAAGGUUGCCGUUUUCACGUGACAAAUUUACGUUUUUUUUUGCAAUAAACAAAUGUGCGAUUACGGCUCGCGGGGCUUGUGGUUGCUCUGAAGGAGAUUCCAUUAAUCAUUCACCUGUCCGAAAAUUACGGCAAAAAAAUGAUGUUUCUCGACGAAUCCUGUUUUGGUCUCUUCAUAUCCGCCUGGCCACGAGUCCGCAGUUUUUAUUUCCGACAAAACUCUGGAAAAAAGAGAAAUUUCUUUUUGCGAAUUCUUGGUACAUAAUCGUGGCGUGAGCGAGGCUCCAGCUGCAGCUGGAAAAUAUACGAAGGCUGGCGUGCAAUCAGCUGAAAGAGACGCAAUUUUAUUCAAUGAGUCUUUUUGCUCGUGAUAUGUGGUCUCAAUUUCGCUUAGUUUUGAUCCCUGGAGUGAGUGGCUCCGUAGAUUUCAGGCAUUAUUUUCAUCCUGAGAUGAGCGUUUCGUUAAUUUGUUCCAUGUGAAAGUGUUCCAAUGAAUUGAAAUAGUCACUAGCUUUUCCAAUAUUAAUUUCAUAAGCUGUUUAUGCAGCUAAUAUAUGAAACAAAAGCUUUUAACUUGAGCGAUAAUCACUAUUUGAAGUCUCUUGAGCAAUGGCUUAUGAUUGAAAGGAUGCUAAUUAUAUUUCUUUAUAUUUUAGUUCGGCAUUUUGACGAGAAGUGAUGUUGGAGAAAUCUUCGUUUGCGAAGACAAUAUUAUGUGCAUGUUAAUCGAGCUCACUGCCGCCGCAUUACCCAACAGUUCCUAUAAUGGGCAUUAUCUCGCUUUAUUAUAUAUUUAUAAAUAAUAUCCAAUAUCAUGAUGAUUGUGCCUUAUAAUAUCGCAAAUAUUCAUACUGUAUUAGUGAUGUAUUUCAAGACAACGGCGUACUAGAAAUCUUAACAUGUAAAUGUUUCUUUGAGCAAAUUGCGCACAGAAAACUCACAAGUUUCAUCCUUAAUGGCACUCGUAUCUAUUAUUAACGAGUUGAAGGAGUAAAGCCUAAAAAUAACGCUUUACCGAAUUGAUCUUGUUCAUUUGUAUGCAAAUUAGAACCGCCGCGUGUUGAAGGGAAUAGUUCUUAAAUAAAUUUUUGUUUCGCUGGUGGAAUAAUGUAGAUCUUGUUUGUGGGCGUUAAGUUGUUACAGGAAUGUUCUAAUUUAUUGUUGAAAAACACCAAAUGUCUGCGCAGAUUCAUCAGAGUGCAAAUAUCGGGUUUGAAUGAUUCGAAUUUUUUUAUUGUAGGAUUUCACGAAAAUGAUUUUUAUAAUAUACUUAUUGUAUAAUUGACUGUUCAGUGGGGAUUUUCUUCAAGUUCAUCAUUCGUGAUUAUAUAUAAUUGGUAUCAUUAUGAAGCAACUAUAAAAAGAAAUGAUUAUACGUCGUAAGAAGCCAUACGAAAACGUAUUUGUUUUCUCAUGUCAUUGCUCAAGCACUUAAUUCCAAUACGCAGCAUUUAGAUUUAAAUGAAGUUCCUGUGAACAAGUUAUUUGAGUCUUUAUUAGAGUCAGUUACCAACGAACUUUUCAGAUGGCUUCCUGUUACACUCUACUGAUGUUCACUAUUAAAAAAGUUCGGCAAUACC